Daucus carota subsp. sativus is the source of this 1908-nucleotide messenger RNA. RefSeq names its product glutamate--glyoxylate aminotransferase 2. The coding region runs from base 329 to 1768 and encodes 479 amino acids. The transcript has 14 exons. The record is from RefSeq and is a predicted model, not a curated record. Gene Ontology annotation, molecular function: glycine:2-oxoglutarate transaminase activity; L-alanine:2-oxoglutarate transaminase activity; pyridoxal phosphate binding. NCBI's taxonomy places the organism in Eukaryota, Viridiplantae, Streptophyta, Magnoliopsida, Apiales, Apiaceae. Gene Ontology annotation, biological process: photorespiration; biosynthetic process.
UAGUCACUGCAUGAAGCUGAACCACUCUUCUUGUUGAGAUUUAUCCAAACCUAUAUUUAUCAAAAAAUCACAAACAUCACCAAAAUCUAAUAUCCAUUCAUAUUUUACCACUAUUUCAGUGGUUGUGGAGUCCCCCAGGACUUUAGACUUGCACUGACACCUCUGGCUAAGGCAUUCUGCACACUCAUCUGUUUUUAUAUGCAACAGCCAGAGCCUUAUACACAUUUCAUCACUUAAAAGUCCUAUUAAAAGCACCUAGUUUGCUAGACAUAUAAUCUUUGCAAGGCUACCCUCUAGAGGUGCUAGAUAGGAAUUUACAUAUUCCAUCAUGGCAGCUUUGGAUUAUGAAACCAUCAACGAAAACGUGAAGAAGGCUCAGUAUGCUGUAAGAGGUGAGCUGUAUCUUCGAGCUUCCGAGCUUCAGAAAGAAGGAAAAAAGAUUAUCUUCACAAAUGUGGGGAAUCCUCAUGCUCUUGGACAGAAGCCACUAACUUUCCCUCGCCAGGUUGUUGCUCUGUGUCAAGCACCAUUUCUACUCGAUGAUCCAAAUGUUGGACUUGUCUUCCCUGCUGAUACCAUUGCAAGAGCCAAACAUUAUUUAGGACUCACCUCGGGUGGUCUAGGUGCUUAUAGUGACUCUCGUGGUCUUCCUGGAAUAAGGAAAGAAGUUGCAGAGUUUAUUGAGAAGCGUGAUGGAUAUCCAAGUGAUCCGGAGCUUAUAUAUCUCACCGAUGGUGCCAGCAAAGGAGUAAUGCAGAUCUUGCAGACCAUAAUCAGAGGUCCUGGUGAUGGGAUUUUAGUUCCUGUUCCACAAUAUCCUCUAUAUUCAGCUGCCAUUACUCUAUUUGGUGGUUCUCUUGUGCCAUACUACCUCGAGGAGACGGCUAACUGGGGUCUUGAUAUCCAAAACCUUCGCCAAUCAGUUGCAGAAUCUCGUGCUAAAGGGAUAACAGUUCGUGCUAUGGUGAUUAUAAACCCUGGAAAUCCUACUGGACAGUGUCUUAGUGUAGCCAAUCUGCAAGAAAUUUUGAGGUUCUGUAACCAAGAGAAACUGGUCUUGCUUGGGGAUGAAGUGUAUCAACAAAAUGUUUACCAAGAUGAACGUCCCUUUAUAAGUUCAAAGAAGGUUUUGAUGGACAUGGGCCAACCAAUAAACAAGCAGGUCCAACUUGUUUCCUUUCAUACUGUCUCCAAAGGCUAUUGGGGUGAAUGUGGACAGCGAGGAGGGUACUUUGAGAUGACUAACAUUCCUCCACAGACUGUUGACGAAAUCUAUAAGGUUGCAUCAAUAUCGCUCAGUCCAAAUGUCCCUGGCCAGAUUUUCAUGGGUGUGAUGGUCAACCCUCCAAAACCUGGAGACAUCUCAUAUGACAGGUUUAUCAGAGAGAGCAAAGGUAUUCUUGGUUCAUUAAGGAAGAGAGCACAAAUAAUGACUGACGGAUUUAACAGCUGCAGAAACGUUGUCUGCAAUUUCACUGAAGGUGCCAUGUAUUCCUUCCCACAAGUACGUUUACCUCCAAAAGCAAUCGAGGCUGCACAAAAAGUUGGCAAAGUUCCUGAUGUUUUCUACUGCCUCAAGCUGUUAGAGGCCACAGGCAUCUCCACCGUCCCAGGUUCAGGGUUCGGACAAAAGGAAGGGGUGUUCCAUUUGAGGACAACCAUCUUGCCAGCUGAAGAGGACAUGCCUGCUAUCAUGUCGAGUUUCAAGAAGUUCAAUGAUGAGUUCAUGGAGCAAUACGAGGAGUCCAGAGGCUACUCAAGGAUGUAAACAAUGGUGCUUUAAUACAACUUAUCGUAUGUAUAGAUCUCUACAGGCAAACAUGUCUGUUUUCCUUUCAUCCCAUAAACAAUUAAGCCAAGUGAAGUGCAUGUUAUGUGAAACCUUUUAAUAAUAUCAAUUACCAUCAA